Molecule: messenger RNA, 1690 nt
Organism: Tarenaya hassleriana
Lineage: Eukaryota; Viridiplantae; Streptophyta; Magnoliopsida; Brassicales; Cleomaceae
Exons: 3
Coding region: 190-1401 (403 amino acids)
Biological process (GO): chloroplast organization; regulation of DNA-templated transcription
Cellular component (GO): chloroplast
Molecular function (GO): double-stranded DNA binding
Source: RefSeq, a predicted model, not a curated record
CGGUAUGCGGAACAGAGCGCACCUCCAGCGACAGUGUCUGAAUUCGACCCCGACGGCGUUGCAGCGAGUGACCGUUUGCUAAGUUGGACUUUGAGCUUUGUUCUUGACUGUCUAUGCGCUUGAAUUCUUCUACGGAGCUUUAUAUCGAUUUGAAAGCUCAUAAUUGGAGCCAUUUGGAAAUUUCGCAAGAUGAUUCAUUCAUUCCGGAGAACAAAAUGGCUGGCCUUGGUGAAGAUUCCGGUGGUGUAUAAUCCGACGCAGUUUUCUUCUGCAUUGAGUUCAGAACGGCUUAGGUUUUUGUCUGCUCUGGUUUCGGCUCAGGACAGCAGAAAACCAUCUUUUAGCGUAUCUACUUUGAUUGGUAGUGCUCCUGAGUCUGAUGUUGGGCGUCUGAAAUUAUUGAAAAAGGCAAAAUCGGUAUUGAAGUUCCUCGAAGAUUAUGGUUUCUCUGAAUCUCAGAUCAGAAUUAUUGUUUCUCGCUGGCCACGAAUCCUUAAAUCCGAUCCUGAGAAAACCCUGAAGCUGAAAGCAGAGUUUCUCUUCUCAAAAGGGAUAUCGAAGCUUGAUUUUACGAGAAUAGUUUCAGGGGAACCAAAGGCUCUAACCCGCAGUCUUAAAAACCAUAUAAUACCUCUAUUCGAUUUCCUGAAGGAUGUGAUUGGUAGCGAGGAGUUGGUGGCCAGAGCUGUCAGAAACUACCCGUAUGUGUUCCGCUCCAACGUAAGGGAAUCCCUCGAACUGAAUACCAAGAAGUUGCAAAAUGCUGGGGUACCCCAAGCCCGGAUCGCCAUGCUGUUAACUAACCGACUUAGAGUUUUUACCGUUAAAGCAUCAAGGUUUGACGAAGCCGUAACCAGGGUUAGAGAAAUGGGUUUUGAACCGACGGAAACAAACUUUGGUAGUGCCGUUGCAGCAAUCGGAUGGUAUAGUAAGCCAAUCUGGGAAGGGAAAAUGAAUCUUUUCCGGAGCUAUGGCUUAUCCGAUCCAGAGAUCUUGAAAGGGUUCAAGAAGCAGCCGAUGAUCAUGAUGUACCGCGAAGAGAACACGAAAACAAAGAUGAAUUUCUUUAUCAAGAGGUUGCAUUGGUGCCCUCAUAAGGUGAUGAUGGCUCCGCAUAUUUUGUUGCUGAGCUUAGAGAAGAGAACGAUCCCUCGGCUCUCUGUUCUGUAUCUUUUGGUAACGCGAGGAGAGGUCGGGGGAAAGGAGAUCAAUUCGGUUAUGAAUUUUCUGAAAAUGGCUGAAAGAACGUUCGUCGAGAAGUUUGUUGCAGCGUAUAAAGAUCGAAUCCCUGGGAUCUUGGAGGCUAAUGAGGGGAAGCUGAAGAUGGAGGAGGACCUUCAUGCACUAAACAAGGUGUUCAUCAGGAACGAGUUCUGGUCAGGCGAGGAGGUGACAUUAUGAAGCAUUGGCAUGGCUUUGGACUUUUGUUUUUCAAAAGAUUUUGGGGAAUAUGAUAUAAUGUUGUUGGGUGUAAGUGUAACUUACAAUAUAAUGGAGAAAUUUCAUAUGGAUUCUCAUGUCAUGUGGCUGUAAAGGGUAGGUCCAAUUUAUUUUGGUUUUAUCCUUUCAAAAAAAAAAAUAGUAUAACAGUUUUGUUUAUGUGACCCACUUCCAUGUGAGGAGUACAGACUGUGUAAGGAUGUUUCGACAACUUUGUAUCCUUUUUUUUUUAAAUUAGAUUUUCAAAAUU